Molecule: messenger RNA, 1398 nt
Organism: Rotaria socialis
Lineage: Eukaryota; Metazoa; Rotifera; Eurotatoria; Philodinida; Philodinidae
Source: the annotation of a GenBank genome assembly
AUGAGCAACAUCAUUGAAAUUUCAUCUAUGCCCGUAUUGGGUUUUGAUCCACGUUUAGUGCGAUAUGGUUCGAUUUUUCUUCUAAUAGUUGGUACAUUUGGUAAUAUUAUUUCAUUUAUUAUAUUUAUAAGUGAUGCAUUACGUAAAUCAUCAACAUUUCGUUAUCUAGCAUUUCUUUCAUUGUUGGAUUUACUUGUAUUAUACUCGGGUUUAGUUGAUUUAUUUCUUACGAUUGAAUACGAUGGAACAUUUUCAUUGAGAAAUUUAAAUCCAAUAACAUGUCGUUUACAUACAUUUGUAACAUAUUGGUCACAACAUUCAUCAUCAUGGAUUUUAUGUUUUAUAUCUGUUGAUCGAGCAAUCGCAACGAAUUGUAUAAAGUUUGCGAGAAAAUUUUGUACACCUCGUUCAGCUGAAUAUAUCGUGGCACUAAUUUUAUUGUUUACUGCUUUAUUAAAUUUUCAUGAAUUAAUAUUUCUUCGUUUGCAAGAUGCAAAUCCUAUAGAAUAUCAUGAUGUUGAUACAACUUUAUCAUCAUAUCGUUCGAAUAUUUCAAUUCAAAAUUCGCCUAUCUCCAAUGACUUUGUUAUAAGUAAUAAAUUAGAAAGUAAACGAAGUAUUCAAUCAAUUAUUUCAAUCUGUGAUAAAACUCCAUGGAAAUUUUCAUGUUUAAGACAUAAACGAGAUUUAUUAAUUUCAAACUUAACAUCAAAUAAACCUGCAAUGGAACCAAAAAUAAAAGUUCAGAAAUGUGCAGCCCUUAAAGAUAGUAGUUAUGAAUAUUUUUGGGAUCAUGUUUGGGAAUGGUUUGAUGUAUGUCUUUAUGCGUUUAUUCCGUUUACUGUAAUGAGUAUAGGAACAUUUCUCAUAGUCUAUCGUGUGUAUUAUCAACACCGACGUGUAUUUCGUUCACGUCGUAUCGGUAAGAGUAGUUCAAUGGGUGCAACACCAAAUAAAGCAAAAAGUUUAUUCUAUCUUCUAUUUACACUUAACUUACUGUAUUUUAUUCUUGUAAGUCCAGUUGUCUUAGUUACAACUGUCUUAUUUCGUAAUCCAAAUGAAGAACUUGCUUAUCCACGUUUGAAGGCUAUUAUUUAUCUUAUGCAAUAUUGUAAUCAUUCGUUGAAUUUUAUUUUUUAUGGAAUCACUUCACCGCCAUAUAGACGAACAUUAUAUGAAUGGUUUCGAUUAUUAAUUCCACAUCUACCUCAAUGUUGUCAAAGAAUAAUUAGACAACGAUCGAAGUCUAUUCCAAUUCAAAAUAAAUUCACAAAACAAAACAAUCCUACUCAAGAAAGAAUGAAGAAUUUCGAUGGUGAUAGUUUAGCCAACCUGACAUUAAACAAUGCAACGGAUAGAAAUAUAUCGAAAGAAUCUAUUGCUUUAGUUCUUCGAUAG